This is a messenger RNA of Strongylocentrotus purpuratus (purple sea urchin), 4834 nucleotides long. It is a transcript of the gene msh6, whose product is annotated as DNA mismatch repair protein Msh6. Gene Ontology annotation, cellular component: MutSalpha complex; nucleus. Gene Ontology annotation, biological process: mismatch repair. The record is from RefSeq and is a predicted model, not a curated record. Gene Ontology annotation, molecular function: ATP binding; ATP-dependent DNA damage sensor activity; mismatched DNA binding. Lineage: Eukaryota; Metazoa; Echinodermata; Echinoidea; Camarodonta; Strongylocentrotidae. The transcript is spliced from 30 exons. Bases 463 to 4707 code for a protein of 1414 amino acids.
CCACUUUAAAGAGGGGGCGUCCUUCCUCUUUCCUAUCUCCAAUUUUCCCUCGAGCUCCUCAUUUCUUUUCUAUUUUUCUAUUUUUUCACCCAUUCGAUUGGGGAGGCAAAAUAUUUUGUUUUUAUUAUAUUUAGAUGUUUUUAUAGGACAAACUCCACAACAAUUAAAUACUUGAGUCAGUUAGGUGACAUUUUGAAAAAAGUUUGAUAAAAGUUUGCCCAGGGUUUGCCCAGGGUAAUGUUCCUGCACUUACUGCGCAUGAUCUUGGUAGAAAUUGGCUCGCCCUAGCUCUCCGUGUUUACGUUUUUAAUAAUUUCGCGCGGAAACCAUCGAACACACGUGUUCGGAUUAGAACUGCACUUGCGCUAAUAACGUACGCAGUGUGUAUACAUUAUCAGCUGUGCAUAUAUCGACGUACAGUACCCUACUGUGUAGUCUAGUGAGCGGUGUUUUCGAAUCGAAAUGGCGACUUUAUUUUCAUACUUUUCCAAGCUACCCGGCAAAAAGACCGAGAAAACAUCGCCAAAAGCAGGUGACAAGGCAGAGACAGAUAAAUCGGUUUCACCGAAAGAAAAUGCCAAAGAAAAACUGUCGACAAGUCCACCAUCGAAGUCAAAAUCUGAGAUUACAAAUGGCCAUCAGACAUUCGCCCCAGGGGAUCUGGUGUGGGCCAGACUGGAAGGCUACCCAUGGUGGCCCAGCCUUGUCUGCAACCACCCAACCCUAGAGAAAUGCACCAAGAAGGAAGGCAGGAAAGGCCUCGUUCAUGUCCAGUUCUUCGAUGACCCACCAAGUCGUGCUUGGAUCAGUGAUAAAUUUAUAGAGGGCUACAACGGGAGCCGAGCCAAGGAGUGCCAAUUUGGAUGUAAGUUCCAUACCACCAAACCAGACGUCAGGAGAGGGAUGGACCAGGCCGAUGAGGCGCUGAAGAAGGACCGGGAGGAGAGGAUGGAGCUUGUUGUAUGCCAGGUACCAUCGGAAGAUGAGGAAGACGAGGAGGAGGAGGAAGACGAGAUGGAGGUUGAAGAAGAGGCAAGUGAAGGCAGUGCUAGUGAGGAGGACAUCACCAUUAGGAGACGAAAGCCAAGAGCUGCUGCCAAAAAUGCCAUGAGCACCCAAAAGAAGAAACGAAGGAGAAUCAGGGUUGCUUCGGACAGUGAAAGCUCAGGGGAUGAGUUCAAGCCUGACAGUGAUGAUGAAUCUGAAGGAGCUGUGAGCAGCGGACUGGAUGAAGAUGAAAUCUCUGCAUCAGAGACAGAAUCCGACCCAGAAACCCCAAAGAAAGCUAAGAAACGAAAGAGGGGUUCCACCUCCACUGUCACGCCUUCCACCAACAAGUCUGCGAAGAAGCCUCGCAGCGUCCUGACCCCGUUUUCUAUGGACCACUCAGACUCCGCUACCCCACCCUCGAAGAAGACUUUUGGUACACCCUCCGGCCAAUCUUCCAUGGACCGCCCAGACUCCGCUACCCCACCCUCGAAGAAGACUUUUGGUACUCCCUCCGCCCAAUCUUCCAUGGACCGCCCAGACUCCGCUACCCCAACCUCGAGGAAGACUUUUGGUACACCCUCCGUCAGCUCCACUACCAAAUCAAGGCUCUCUGCAUUCCAGUCUCCAGCUCCUUCAUCUCCAUCUCCAUCCCCUGCCGCGGAUUCAGAAGAAACACGCUUUCCCCACCAGAGGCAGGAGUGGCUUAAACCAGGCAAAAGGAAAGACAUCAAAGGUAGACCAGAGCAGGACCCAGAAUAUGAUUCAAGUACUCUCUUUGUACCAAAGUCUUUCAUGGACAAAACGACUCCUGCUAUGAGACAAUGGUGGGAAAUGAAAUCCAAGUAUUACAAUGCUGUCCUCUUCUUUAAGAUGGGUAAGUUCUAUGAGCUGUAUCACAUGGAUGCUGAGGUAGCAGUCAAGGAGCUUGGGCUUAUCUUCAUGAAGGGAGAGAACGCUCAUUGCGGCUUCCCUGAGAUAGCCUUCAGUAGGUACAGUGAGACGCUGAUCCAGAAGGGAUACCGCAUCGCUAGGGUAGAACAGACAGAGACUCCUGAUAUGAUGCAAGAACGGGUCAAACACUUGAGCAGAGCCCCUACCAAAUUUGACAAAGUUGUCAAGAGAGAAAUAUGCAGGAUUUCUACCCAAGCCACAAGAACCUUUAGCUUUAUAGAUGGUGAUACGUGUGAAGCACAGAGCAGCUAUCUUCUUGCAGUCACUGAAAGGCCUUGUGAAGGGAGCUCCGGUGGGGAGAGUGUCUACGGUGUGUGCAUUGUUGAAACAUCAAUUGGCAAAUUCUAUAUUGGCCAAUUCCAAGAUGAUCGUCACAGUUCUAGGUUUAGGACGCUCAUUGCUCACUAUCCCCCUGCACAGGUUUUGUUUGAGCGUGGCAAGCUGCUUCCGAAGACCCAGCAACUCCUGUCGAACAACCUGGUCUCUGUUCUCAAAGACUCUCUCCUGCCUGGAUCAGAGUUCUGGGAUGCCUCCAAGACGCUCAAGGCACUCAUGGAGAAGGGCUACUUCGAGGACAGCGAGAGAGACAAGGAUGGACAGGAGAAUGGUGAGAAGAGAGGAUUGAGCUGCUGGCCAGAUGAACUGAAGGAGAUGCUGUCGGAUGCCGACUCUCUUGGUCUAACUCCCAAAGAUGGGUGUGAGAUGGCUCUGUCUGCUCUUGGGGCAUGUACAUGGUACCUCAAGAAAUGCUGUCUAGAGCAGGAGCUACUGUCCAUGAGAAACUUUGAGGUGUACAAACCCCUGGAUGUUGAGGCUAGCAAACCCUCCUCGCCCCUCCCAUCCUUCACAUCAAAACAACACAUGGUCCUAGACAGUAUCACACUGAGUAACCUGGACAUACUAGAGAAUAGCAGUACAGGGACUAGAGAGGGCACCCUACUUGAGACUCUGGAUCGCUGCCGGACGCCAUUCGGAAAGAGGCUCUUCAAACAGUGGCUCUGCACCCCUCUGUGCAAUCCAAAGUCUAUUAAUGACAGACUGGAUGCCAUUGCAGAUCUCCAUAGCAACCCGGACAUCGUAGCAGAGGUUGUGGAACUUAUCAAGAAGCUGCCUGACCUUGAGAGAUUGCUCAGCAAGAUCCAUACGCUUGGUUCUUCAAAGAGAAACUCAGAUCAUCCAGACAGCAGAGCCAUCUUCUUUGAAGAUGCUGUUUACAGCAAACGGAAGAUCAGUGAUUUCCUCACAGCUCUGGAUGGCUUUGAGAGUGGUCUCAAAAUUGUCAAACUCUUCAAGAAAUCUGUUCCAGAUUUCAAGUCAUCAUUACUGAAGGCUUGUAUAUCUCUGAAGUCCACUGGAUGUAGAGGCAAAUACCCUGACUAUGCUGACACCUUAGAGUUCUUUGAGACUGCAUUUGAUCAGAAGAAAGCCAAGGAAAAAGGAGCCAUCAUCCCAUGCAAGGGUGUCAUUCCAGAGUAUGAUAACGCCAUCUCUGACAUCGCUGAUACCAAAGACAGACUACAGGAAUACCUGGACAAACAGAAGAAAAGACUUGGCUGUAGGAACAUCGUCUACUGGGGUACCGCCAAGAACCGGUUCCAGAUGGAGAUUCCGGAAUCUGCCCUCUCUCGUCACAUCCCUGAAGAGUACGAGCUCACAUCCUCCAAGAAGGGCUUCAAACGCUACUGGUCUCCCACGAUCCAGAAUCUGCUGGCCGAUACGAUGAAUGCGGAGGAUAGGCGUGAUGCUGCCCUCAAGGACUCCAUGAGGAGAGUCUUCCAUAAGUUUGAUGAGCACUACAAGUCAUGGGAUGCUGCCAUCCAGUGCCUGUCUGUUCUAGAUGUCUUAAUGUGCCUUGCUGAGUACAGCCAGAGUGGAGAGGGCAACAUGUGUAGGCCAGACAUAGUCCUUCCCUCUGAGAAUGAACAGCCCUACAUCGCUAUCGUAGAGGGACGUCAUCCUUGUAUUGCUCAUACCUUUGCCGGGGGAGACUACAUCCCAAAUGAUACAUUCAUCGGUAUCGUAAAUGAUAAUGAGAUGGAUGAAGGAGAAGAAAACCAUGGCAACAGCAGCUGCAUCCUGGUGACGGGUCCCAACAUGGGAGGCAAGUCCACACUGAUGAGACAGGCCGGUCUGAUCAUCGUCAUGGCACAGCUGGGAUGCUACGUCCCUGCAGAGGGCUGCAGACUCACACCGGUCGACCGGGUCUUCACGAGGCUCGGGGCGAGGGAUAACAUACUCUCAGGUGAGAGCACAUUCUUCGUCGAGCUCAGCGAGACGGCAAGCAUCCUCAAACACGCCUCCAAGCACUCCCUCGUUCUGGUGGACGAGCUCGGGCGGGGCACGGCAACCUACGACGGCACCGCCAUAGCAACGGCAGUCGUGAAGGAGCUGUCAGAGGUGGUCGGAUGCAGGACGCUCUUCUCAACCCACUACCACUCCCUGGUGGAGGAAUUCUCACAUGACCCUAACAUCAGGCUGGGUCACAUGGCUUGUAUGGUUGAGAACGAGAAUGAAGAAGACCCUUCGCAAGAAACCAUCACAUUCCUCUACAAGUUUGUGGGUGGGGCUUGUCCCAAGAGCUACGGUUUCAACGCCGCCAGAUUAGCCGAUAUACCAGACGAGAUCAUCCUCGUUGCUCGUCAAAAAGCCAAGCACUUUGAAGAAUCGGCCGAGAGAAUGAAAUUUUUCCGGUCUGUCCACAAGAUGUGUGGAGCAUCGUCCGGGCUGGAUGUCUGCAAGCUGAAGCAGAUCGUGGCAAGAGUGUAAGAUGCAAGUCUGGGAUCUGUACAGAUCCUCUAAGGCUUUAAAGCCCCACUGCACAAUUCAUAGCUAUUUGCUCCCUCUAUAUAGCUAACAAUGCCCAAUUGGUGACCAUUGGUCCCCCAUAAUCUCC